Suncus etruscus (white-toothed pygmy shrew) is the source of this 294-nucleotide messenger RNA. It is a transcript of the gene HIGD1C, whose product is annotated as HIG1 hypoxia inducible domain family member 1C. The record is from RefSeq and is a predicted model, not a curated record. The transcript has 3 exons. Gene Ontology annotation, cellular component: mitochondrion. NCBI's taxonomy places the organism in Eukaryota, Metazoa, Chordata, Mammalia, Eulipotyphla, Soricidae. Gene Ontology annotation, biological process: mitochondrial respirasome assembly. Bases 1 to 294 code for a protein of 97 amino acids.
AUGUCUUCAGAUAAUCAGUGGUCAGCAAAUGAAGAGGAAAGCCAGUUAUCCCGGCUUAUCAGGAAAUCUAGAGAUUACCCUUUUAUCCCUAUAGGGAUAUCAGGCUUUGUGACUGUGGUGUCUUAUGGUCUUUACAAGUUAAAGCAUGGAAGAUAUAAGAAAAUGUCCAUUCAUCUUAUUCACAUGAGAGUUGCUGCCCAAGGAUUUGUUGUUGGAGCUAUGACUCUAGGUGUUCUUUAUUCUAUGUAUAAGGAUUACAUUAGACCUCAAUUCUUCAAUGUGUCCAAAAAAUGA